Thrips palmi is the source of this 3935-nucleotide messenger RNA. Its product is annotated as zinc finger and BTB domain-containing protein 24-like. The record is from RefSeq and is a predicted model, not a curated record. Gene Ontology annotation, biological process: cell fate commitment; regulation of transcription by RNA polymerase II. The coding region runs from base 225 to 1376 and encodes 383 amino acids. The transcript is spliced from 6 exons. Lineage: Eukaryota; Metazoa; Arthropoda; Insecta; Thysanoptera; Thripidae. Gene Ontology annotation, molecular function: histone deacetylase binding; RNA polymerase II cis-regulatory region sequence-specific DNA binding; DNA-binding transcription factor activity. Gene Ontology annotation, cellular component: nucleus; cytoplasm.
GACGCCCUUCCAGUGCAGUGCCUUGCCUAGCGUCGAACGCGCCCAAACAGACUUUACGGAAUCGCACCUGAGGUCCCCGCGAUUCGGAAGCUCCGCUAGUCGAAGACGAGUCGUUUGUGGUUCGCGCGUUCGCGCUGCUCUGGCGAGGAUCCGCGAGGGCAUGAGGGAUCGGCCGUGCGGAUUCCAAGGCUCGCUCAGAGUCGCUGCAGCGAGGGAAUGCGUGAAUGAAUGAGGACAUGGAUCAUCAAGGGGUUUUAGACUUAAGAUAUGCUAAGAAACUUCAGUUUUCGGAAGUACCAAAGACAUUUUUGGAAUCUGCGCCUUUAGACUUGAGCAUAUCAAAAAAUAACUAUAAUAAUAAUGGUUUAGGCUGUGAGGAGUUAAAUCCACACACUACUCGUCCAUCUGUUAUAACUUCAACUUCAAAUCUGCAAAUAAAUAGAGAUGCCAUAAUUCAAAGAUCUCGUUGGAACCAUAGGUCUCAUCCCUCUAUUGAUAGUGAUUCAAGCUUUGAAAGUGAAUAUGAAAAUGAUAUCUCUCAUUCUGGAGUUUGGUUUACUAAACGACUCGGCAACACCACUGAUGCUUCACGAUGCAGUAGCACUGACAGUCUACGCUGGAGGGAGAGAAUGAAUAGUAGUGAAAUUACAGACCAUUCUCAUACUGACACAGAGAACGAUUCUGAGGCUUAUGAUUCAGGUUCCACACUUUCGUUAGGCUUUUACAAAGAACUGCCUGAACUCACAGCAAAUGUGUCCAUUGAUCAAAAUAGUAACAAUAAUAGUAUGAUCAUUGAACUUUCAUCUUGUAAAGCUGAGAUCAUUGAUCCAGAAGAAAUUCUCAAAGUACAAUUUAAAAGAAAGAAUGAAGAAAAUGAAAAUCAAGACAAUCAUCAAAUCAGCCAAACGGAAAGUUACUUUGAAGAGUUACUCACCAUGCAAACGGAAGAAAGGAAUGAUGAAGUUAAACUGACAAAGAAUAUUUCUGCCGGAAUUCGAGAAACCGCAUCGAAGUAUAUUAAGGAAAUAAGGAAGACAAAAGCAGAUAUGUUCACUUCUGGUCUCAACCUUGAAGUAGAUGGAAAGAAAAAACAACAUUGUCUGAAAUGUAAUGAGGAAUUUUCCAGUGUUACUGGCCUAUUACAGCACCUCAUGACCCAUUCGUCUCGGAACCCUGGCGAGAAACUCAUCAAGUGUCCAGUUUGUACCAAGAGGUUCUCGACCUUAAAUACUCUAGAGCAACAUAUUUUACGCCUUCACACUGGUGAAAUGAAAUAUGUAUGUAAAAUUUGUGAAACUCCGUACAAAUUCAGCACUCACCUGAAAAAGCACAUGUCGACAUCACGCUGUGGAAAAGCAACAAAAAAGAAUAACUGAGGUCACAUUCAAUGUUAUAUUCCUCUCGGUAACUUGAUAUCCAAUUCCUUGACAAAUUUUGUACAAGCUCAAGCAGGUAUUGGUAUCUGAUUGUUUAAAUUUAAGAACAAAAUGUUUAACAAAAUUUAGCCCUUGGGCUUUAUGAUUGACAAUCCUGAUGGAUAAGUAGCAAGCUGCAUUUUUUUUUUUAUUUCUUGCAGUAUCUCACGUGUUUGUCACUGUAGUAUGUCUGUUACGUUAGACUGAAUUGUAUCUCCACUGGACUUCUCAUUACGGUGUCAGUUCUUUGCACAAAUGACAUCUUGCAGCAUGGAGGUACAUUUGGAAUUGCCUCAUAGUGAUAUUAGAUGUGUAAUGUCUCUGUUUUUGUGUAUAGUUCUCGAAUUAACUUAAUUUUGUGAAACCUGCAAUAAUAUUUUGUGGAUAGCCAAUCUUAUUGUGGCUUAAAACAUCUCUCAAUGUGUCUGUGAAAUUUUGAUAGAUUGUCAUAUUUAUUUAAUAGAUGCUGCGGUGGCACUAAUUAUCAUCUUAAAUAGGUAACUAAUGUCUCUUUUAUGCAACAAGCACAGUAACUAUUAGUUAAGUGUUGUGUCUUACACCAGUAGACUUCUUUAUUACUCAAGAUGCUUAGCUGUCCAUUUAAGAGCAGUUUCCUAGUUUGGUACUGUUUUUUUUGUACCUUCAACAACUGUCAUUACAUUGUAAUAAUGCAGUUUUGUUGUUGUUUUUUUUUUUUUUGACCAGACCUUUUUUUUUACAAUGAUCUGUUUGAAAUAGAUGUUCUUGUUCCUGGUAGUUAAAUCAGCUCUUAUAGCUCACCAAAGAUAAAUGUAUUCUCUAACCAUGAUUAAUAUGAUAAAUUAGUUGAGUUGUGAUUAGUCUAUCUUGGCUUUUCAAAGAAUUUUCAUCACCCAAAGAUCAGUAUUUUUGUUCCAAAGAAGUUUUCCUAAUGCAUUCUGUAUUGUAUUCAUUCACAUCUCCCAUUGAUUCCAUGGUUGUUUUCUCAGUUUGUAAGAUGCUCAUUUUAUGUUUCAGUUUUUUCCACCCAUGGGUGAGAAAUCAUACUUUAAGUUUACUUCAACCUAUGUAACAAUAUUCAUUUCUUUGUGUUUUUGCCAAAGGUUUCGUUGUUGUUGGAGGUUGCUUUUGAUUAGUGCUGAUUGGAGUGUUAUGGUCCAAAUUUACCUAUGGAAAUGUUUGUUAGAUGUCAGACAUGGUCAGACCUAUAAUCGUGGUGAGUAUUUAGCAAUUUUUAGAUAAAGACAAUUAUUUCAAUGGCAAUACUUCUUUUAUACUUUUUGUAUUAGAACUGUGAAAGUUUCUUGCAAAAUCUCAUCCCUUGAAGUCUCAAAAUAAUCCAGUUUUAUUAACUGGAUUAAAACCUAUGUACUUGAAAUUUAAAAAAAAAGAACAAUAAUUUUUUCCUAGAGGGUAGAAAUGAUCUUAUUGGAUAAAGGGUAAAUCACCAAUUUAAUAGGCAGAUGUGUAUUAGCUUCAUUGUGUUAGUUUUCAUGUAUCAUGCUUUUUUUUCACCUUCAUCAUUCCUUCAUAAAUUUGUUGGAAAUUUUUAUUCAGUUCUUCAUAUUCAUGCUUACAUGUUCUAGUCUGUCAUUUGAAACGAGUACAAACAAACUAUUUAAUGAUGACACUUGUCUGUCGUUAGUUCGUAUUGGGCCCUCUCAUACUGAAAAUUACACAUGGUAUUUGCAAUAAUAGUAAUAUCUCAAUCUACUGCACUUCUACCAGUGCUGUCAGAAUUGACUAGAUUAGUACAUGUGUUAGAAAAAUGAAUUAGAGGACUCUCUUUGUCUCAACAUUUUCUUAAAUUUCAACCUUGAUUUCUGGUACUGUAAAUACGCACAUAUUGUUUCUAAGAAACAAUUGAACGCUGUAAAGUCACAUUAUUGUUGUACAUAGUUAAAACACUGGCAUAAUAAAUGUUGUACUAGUAGCCUGUAGAACAAAAUAUUGUACUGAUAUUAGUGUAGUUAAAUGUAGUUGCAAUAGUUUGCAGAAGGAGUCUGCCGUGAAAAGUAAAUUUGAUGUGUUACUUUUAAGCGUCACUUUUUUCGAUGCACUGACUGAUGUGUUUAGGACUAGACAUUUUUAAUUUGUAAGUAAGCAAUACUUGUCCACUAAUUUAUCCUUUCCAUGUAAUUUAUUUUUUUCUCUGUUUCAUCAGUGGUAUUUAUUGGUUAUGAGGUGUUUGUGUGUUCCACUCGGUCAUUUUCAAAUUUUAUUGUCAACAACAACUGUGAUUUAGUUUUGUGUGUAUUGUCCACCACACACUUACUGUUAAGGUUUCUUUGAAGGUGAUGAAAAAUUAUCUUUAUGUGAGUGAUGACAUUUAUCAAUUUUGUGAUGAGCAAUAAUAUUCUGAGUAAAUGGCCUAGUUCAGAGCGGACUACAAUGACUUGAAAUGGAAAAAAUAUUUAUCUUGGACCUCAACCAUGUUUUUAGUGAAGAUUUAUGCCACUUGCAAUACAAAAUGGAAGAUAUUUGAUGUAUUUUUGUGUGUAUAAAUUGAUCAAUUUCUUCAUAAACAUGUUUUGUUUCAGA